UGCCUCGUUUCAGUGUUGACACCUGUAAACGUUGCAAACGACUUCGUGGCCAUGGAGGUUGUGGAUGGUACAUUGAUAAAGCAAAAAGAAGCAGGGACGGAAGAUAAAAUGUCAAGUAACAAUAUCGAAUUCAGUGGUCUUCAUGAUUUUGUGAACAGGAUAUUUUCAAAACAUGGCAAGGAACAUUCACAAAGUGAUGACCCAUUAACAACAAGUAAAGAUCUAAAUUCAAGUCUUCCUAUGGAUGAAAUCUUGAAUCAAAUUAGCAACCUCGUCACAUCUUCCAAGUCAAGAUACAAAAAUACUCCCGAUGACAAAUAUAACUCUGUGUCAAUACUAGCGCAUAACAUUAGAGGAUACCUUAGAUUAUUAAAUGAAGACCAAACCACAAAGAUUAUUGAGACUGCACUUGCUGAAACAGGGCAGCUAAUUUCAAGUUUGUUUGGUGUUGAGAACGGAUUUUUCCAUUUCCAUGAAGAUCGAUGCAAUGGUUUGCUGCGAGUUUGUAAGCUGGCACUUUACAUGAAGUUUGCCAAAUAUGGCACAGAUGGGUUUACGGCUUUGUAUACAAGACCACCAGUAAUUUAUGUCAGUGGGGCAGCGCCUGUCAAUUUUGGAAAGGAGCUCAGAGUUCAGCUUGGCCUGCCUCAGUCCAGCAUUUGCAAAGUUCCAUGCAAUACAAUGUUUGGUUCACCGUACACAAUGGAUGUUGCUGCUUUUGAGAGACUCUUAACUGAUGACGUGUCAUGUGGAAAAACGCCCUUGUUACUAAUAGCAUUCGCAGGCACUCCUGGCACAGGUCACACAGACAACUUGGCAAGGCUGCGGGAAAUCUGCACGCAAUCUGGGGUUUGGUUACACAUCGAGGGUGAUUCCUUGGCUACUUUAGCAUUGUCAAAAGUCCCUCCAUCUAUUUCGGCUGCAACUAGUUCAGACAGUUUCACAUUGAAUCUCCCGACCUGGUUUGGUACACCAAACAUUCCUUAUUGUACUACAUACAAAACAUCAAAUCCAAGCUUGGCUGAGCAGAGUGGACUGGUUCCAACUAAAACUAUCGAAAAACUAGCAUGUUUUCCAUUGUGGAUGCUGUUAAAGUCAAUUGGACUAGACGAACUAAAAAGUUGCAUCACCAAAGCUUCAGAAUUAGCCCAGCAACUGUCCCAUCGGAUUGACAUGGUGUCAGGUGCAAAGAGACUGGAACAGGCAAAUGUGAUCUCUCCCACCGUCGUCUUCAAAUACAAGGCAUCACCAGCUCUUUCAUACACUUCUUCAAGUUCACUUGAAGAUGAAGAUGACGAUGAAAACGUGAAGUCGGCUAAAUCUACAAUUGAUGUAUCACCAAAGCUGUGUGAUUCGCUCAAUGAAAUUCUCGCAGACCAUCUUCAACAAUUAUGUGGAAAGGUUGCAAUCAAGCUGACUCAGAUUUCUCGAGAGGGUUCGUGUAUUGCUUUCAACCCACUGCAGUCAUCGCGAGCCUUAGGAACAGACAACAGUGACAUUGACCAGUUUGUAGAAGAGCUGGAACAAGAAAUCAUAAGGCUGGAUUCCACUUUAAUAUCGCGAAGUUUCUUUCAAGAAGCUUUCCAAACAGUACCAGACGUCCUCUUAAUUGACAGCUCAGACAAUCCGGUUGUCGGUGCCUUUCAGUGCAUCCCAAAGUACUGGAAAGUUAAAGCGACAUCAAAUUUAAGCGACAGCAAGAAAAGGGAGGCUAACGAACUUAAUCGUAACAUGUUACUGAAACUUUCCCAGGAUUUCAACUGUCUCAGCGAAGGAAAAACUCCCGAUGGUCAGAUAUACGUUCGGGUUGGAGUGAUCGAUGAAGCCUUUGAUAUUAAUACCUUGGCAGAGACGGUCAAACACGUUGCGGAAGAAUUAGAGGACAACACUAAGUUUUUGGAGACCAUGAGUGAUGCCAUACAGAAAAGUAUCCAUGAGGCUGAAGCCGUUUUGCAAAAAGAAUCUGAAGAAAAAUUCUUUGAAGAGGGCGUUCUAAGGCACGUGCCUCUAAUUGGCUCUGUUUUCAGUUGGCUAUCACCCCCGUCUAAAGAAUCACAUGGUGUGACUGGUAGAGCUUUCAACCUGGCUUCUGGCAAACUGCAGUCUACUGAAAAAACGUACAGAUAUAAAAUGCAACUGCAAGGGGAAGAGGAUGCUGGUGACAAUACGAAAGCGACUUCAUCGCAGGCUGCACCCACAACAUCAGAAACCGACGUGGAUCUCUUGGAAAAAGAUACGGUAACCCCAGAUGCCAAAGAGAGUGAAGAUGAGUCACGCGAAACAGGCAGUUCCGUUAAUGAUGAGGCGGAAAUAUCAGUUGAAGAGACAGCUGGGGAAGCAAGUAGCAAGGAGCAUGAAAACGAGAUUAAUACCGAGCCGUCAAAAGAAAGCGAGGCUGAGGAUGGCGAUACGACCCAGCAGAAUGACGAGGAAUCAGAGACUACUGAAAAUGGCGAGGAGGUUAAGGAAUCUGACGUUUAGAUUAAUGAAUAGCCUGGAAAGUGUGUUUGUACAAUUAACUUAUGAUUUAUUAUCUAGACCGAGAUAGUUAGCUAUCAGGUACGAAUUUUAGACUAAGUGGUAACCGAAGUAUCAGAAUACAAAAUGGUUUGGUGAUAAAUGCAACUCGAACUACAACAGUUAAUUGUCAAUAUGACGUAAGUAUUCAUAAAUUCCAAGAAAAUUUAAAUCGCUAAUAUGAUCUCAUUACGUAGGAUGGAUAUCCAAAUGGAGUUGGCACAAUAUAUUGUUUUAGGAACAUUCGCUCUCUCAGACUCAGACAAAUCGAGACACAUAGAGAAACAAGUAGAAAAUAAUGCCAAAGAAUUGUAUAGAAAUUUAGCGGUAUAUUUUGAAAACACUUAUUAUCUUUAGACAACUCAGCAUUUUGUUAUUACUGGUGAAGGUUUUUUGCUUUCAAUAUUGAUAGUCUUAGUGAAGGCCCUUAAAUCACAAAAUAGACCUAUCAAUCAGAUUGUGACAUAAGCAUCAACCUUCGUAAGUCUGUCCAAUUUGACACUUUUAAAAUAACAGAAAUCAGACCCUGUCUUAAUUCUGCCGAUGAAUGCUUUUUCUAAAACCCUUUGGUAAACAACAGCCCUAGUUGUGUCAGUCUUCAAGGCCGAGUUCCAAGUAAACCACAAAAUGAACGAAUAUAAGAGCCGGAUUUCGUCCAUAGAAUUUCACGAAAGAAUCAAGCCGGGGUCGGAUCCUGGCUCAGUACAGUGUUUCAAAUUCGGUGCAUCAUCAUAUUUUAUACUGUUGUCACAAUCUGUUUGACUGAUGUGAUGUGGUAUGGGCCUCAUUCUUGGACUAGUAUCUCGUCUCUUGGAAAUUAAUAACCUCGUGACGUCAUUUUCGGUAUUUUGAAAAUAAAGGCUGGGUUUUAAAGUCCGGUUUAUAUUGCAUCUAAAGCAUGAUAUUGCAGUUUCAGUUCAAAUGUGAAUCACCGGGAAAAUGUGAGUCAUCAAAUAG
Messenger RNA from Rhopilema esculentum, 3474 nucleotides. RefSeq names its product pyridoxal-dependent decarboxylase domain-containing protein 1. Gene Ontology annotation, biological process: carboxylic acid metabolic process. Gene Ontology annotation, cellular component: intracellular membrane-bounded organelle. Gene Ontology annotation, molecular function: pyridoxal phosphate binding; carbon-carbon lyase activity. Lineage: Eukaryota; Metazoa; Cnidaria; Scyphozoa; Rhizostomeae; Rhizostomatidae. The record is from RefSeq and is a predicted model, not a curated record.